Molecule: messenger RNA, 1344 nt
Organism: Plasmodium gaboni
Lineage: Eukaryota; Apicomplexa; Aconoidasida; Haemosporida; Plasmodiidae
Product: putative TatD-like deoxyribonuclease
Exons: 5
Coding region: 1-1344 (447 amino acids)
Cellular component (GO): cytosol
Molecular function (GO): 3'-5'-DNA exonuclease activity
Source: RefSeq, a predicted model, not a curated record
AUGAAAUUAGUUUUUCAUUAUAUUAAAUAUAUAAAUGUUUUAUUGUAUAUAUCUAAUAUUUUUUUAAAAAGUAAUAGUCUUAAAAUAUAUAAAGAUUUAAGAUAUAUUAAUACUUUAAAUAAAUAUAAAGGAUUACAAAUAAAAAAAAGAAGCAACUUGAAAAAAAAUCAUAAUAUAAGGAGAAUGGAAGAUAAUGAGAGUUCAUUUAUUGAUAUAGGAUCAAACUUAACUGAUAAAAUGUUUGACGGUGUUUACAAUAGUAAAAAGCAUGAAAAUGAUUUACAGAACGUUUUAAAUAGAGCAAAAAAUAAUAAUGUUGACAAAAUUAUAAUAACAUGUACUUGUCUUGCUGAAAUUGAUAAAUCCUUAAAGAUUUGUGAAACUUAUGAUCCUGAAGGAAAAUUUCUUUAUUUAAGUGCUGGUGUACAUCCAACAAACUGCUAUGAAUUUAUUGAUAAAAAUAAACAUGAAGAAAAAGAAAUUAUAGCUAAAAAGGAAUAUGAAGAAUUUAUUGAGUAUUUUAAAAAUAAACAAGGUGAUAACUCAAAAAUGGAAAAUGAUAAUAAGAAAAUAUGUGAUGAUAAAAAGGAUGUGAAUAAUUUUAAUGAAAUAUUACUAGAAAAGAGUUUGGAUACUAUUCCUGGUUUUAAGUAUAAUGAAAAAGAUAAAGAAUAUUUAGAGAAAUUAAAAAAUAAAAUUAUAAAAUAUCCUAAUCGAAUUGUUUGUAUUGGGGAGAUAGGAUUAGAUUUUGAUAGAUUAUAUUUUUGUUCUAAAUAUAUACAAAUUAAAUAUUUCAUAUUUCAAUUAAAAUUAGUACAAAUGUUUAAUUUACCAAUGUUUCUACAUAUGAGAAAUUGUUCAGAAACUUUUUUUAAAAUUGUAGAUAUAUAUAAAUUUCUAUUUGAAAAAAAUGGAGGAGUUAUUCAUAGUUUUACAGAUAAAAAAGAUAUAGUUCAUAAUAUAGUACAAAAUUAUAAAAAUUUAUAUAUUGGUGUAAAUGGAUGUUCUUUAAAAAGUUUGGAAAAUAUAAAUGCUGUUAAAAAAAUACCUUUAGAUCAUUUAUUAUUAGAAACGGAUGCUCCAUGGUGUGGUGUCAAAAAAACACAUGCAUCAUACGAAUAUAUUAAGGACACAUAUGAAAAAAGAGCUUAUACAAAUUUAAAAAAAAUAAAAAAUAUAAUAAAGUGUGAUGAUAGUACUAUUUUCAAGGAGAGAAAUGAACCUUAUAAUAUAGCAGAUAUUGCAGAAAUCACAUAUAAAGUAAGAGAGGAAGCCAUGCCUUUUAAUUUAUUUUGUAAAAAAAUCAGAUGUAACACUUUGAAUUUGUUCAAGAAACUGAGGUAA